GUCUAUAGUCAAGUUUGUUUUUUUGUUAUGGCUGUCUUGUGUGAAAGCGUCUGCGUUUGCUGUUUCUUUCUAAAAAUCAAUAAAAUUUUCAAUACGGUCAAUACGGUUUUGUAAAGUGAGCAGUGUUCGUUUAUAUUGAGUAACAUGUAGUGCGAUCCACAAGCAACAAGAAUUUUGUUCAGGCGUAACGCACAACAUCACCAUGCAUCGCCGUGGCGGGAAACGUAUCCGGAUGGAUGAUCCUCCACCGGAGUACGUGAAUCCCAUGACCCCGGCUACUCCCAUGACCGACUACGGCGGGCAGUCCGUACACGAACCGGAGACGCCCAACGUCAACUACUCGGGGUUCAACGUCGGGACCGUGGCGAACUCCACCGCCGUCGAGCCGCCGCGAGAGGAAGAACAGGAUUCUCUUCAUGAGGAAGAUGAUAUGCGGUCACCCUCCCCGGCGCCUACUAAGCGUGUGACAAGAAGUCGCGGGCGCGGUGGAGACGGCGGCUACGUGGGGCGGCUGGCCGAGUCGCCGCCGCCGCCGCCGCUGCGGCCCCGGCGCGGGCGCGGCGGCCGCGGUCGAGGCCGAGGGCGCGGCGCGCCUCCUCCGCCAUCUUAUUCACCUCCUCCCAUGUUACUUCCUGGAGAUGAUGAGAACAGCCUUUACAAUAUACUUCGUUUCAAUAAGACUGCUAUCAAUCAAGUUGUGGAUAUGUGGAUUGAACAGUACAAAAGCAACCGUGAGCAUGCACUGGUGCAGCUCAUGCAGUUUUUCAUCAAUUCCUCUGGCUGCCGAGGGAAGGUGACUCCUGACAUGGCUCAGAUGGACCAUACUCUCAUUAUCAAGAAAAUGACACAGGAGUUUGAUGAGGAAAGUGGAGAAUAUCCUCUAAUAAUGUCAGGGCAGACAUGGAAGAAGUUCCGAGCAAACUUCUGUGAGUUCAUCCAGACACUGGUGAAGAUGUGUCAGUAUUCCAUCAUCUACGACCAGUACCUCAUGGAUAACAUCAUCUCGCUGCUCACUGGCUUGUCUGACUCACAAGUCAGAGCGUUCAGACACACUGCUACUCUUGCAGUGAUGAAACUAAUGACAGCUCUUGUGGAUGUGGCUUUAUUAACGUCUGUGAACUGCGACAACUGUUUACGUCAGUAUGAAGCGGAGCGGCUGAAAGCGAGAGACAAACGAGCGAGCGAGAGGCUUGAGGUGCUUGUGGCGAAGCGGCAGGAGUUAGAAGAGAACAUGGAGGAGAUCAAGAACAUGCUUUCUUACAUGUUCAAGUCCGUGUUUGUGCAUAGAUACAGAGACACGCUGCCGGACAUCAGAGCCAUCACUAUGGCUGAGAUAGGCAUCUGGAUGGAAAAAUUCCCUGCACAUUUCCUCGAUGAUCUCUAUCUCAAGUACAUUGGGUGGACUUUGCAUGACAAGGUGGGCGAAGUCCGUCUCCGCUGCCUGCAAGCCUUACAGCCCCUGUACGAGUGUGAAGAGCUGAAGGGCAAACUGGAACUCUUUACCAGCAAGUUCAAAGAUCGCAUCGUCGCUAUGUCGCUCGACAAAGAAACAGACGUCGCCGUUCACGCCGUGCGGCUUGUUAUAGCUAUUCUCAAGAUGCACCCCGACGUGCUAACCGACAAAGACUGCGAGAACGUAUACGAGUUAGUAUACUCGUCAAACCGAGCCGUGGCGGCUGCGGCGGGCGAGUUCCUAAACGUGCGGCUCUUCCGCGCCGAACCUCCGCCUUCCACGCCGCCCCGGUCACGUCGCGGCAAGGAACGAUUGCCCAAUACGCCGCUUAUUAGAGAUCUGGUGCAGUUCUUCAUAGAGUCUGAGUUACACGAGCACGGCGCGUACCUGGUAGACUCGUUGAUCGAGUCUAACCCAAUGAUGAAGGACUGGGAAUGUAUGACGGACUUACUACUAGAGGAACCAGGUCCCGGAGAAGAGGCAUUAGACAACCGGCAGGAGUCUUCACUCAUAGAACUGAUGGUCUGCUGCGUGCGACAGGCUGCUUCAGGCGAGCCCCCGGUGGGGCGCGGCGCGGCGCGCAAGCACGUGGCGGCGCCCAGCAAGGAGCAAGCCAAGGCCGUGGCGGACGACCGCGCGCGCCUCACGCAGCACUUCAUCGCGGUGCUGCCCGCGCUCUUGGACAAGUUCGGCGCCGACGCCGAGAAGCUGGCCAACCUCGUCGCCAUCCCUAUGCACUUUGAGCGCUCGCUCUACUCUACUGCGAGACAGGAAACGGCGCUACGUGAGCUGCUCGCGCGUCUUAAAGACAUCGUGGGCGCACAAACCGAGGCCGAAGUCUUAGAGACGGCCGGUCGUACACUUGAAUACUUAUGCGAGGCCGAAGGCGCCGCGGCUCGGCAGUGCGCCGUCGCCAGGGCGACCAUCACGGACAUGUGCGUCAACAGAUACAAGGAGGCUAUCGACGAGUACCGCUCGUUACAACAAGGGGGUGAAGAGCCAGAUGCGGACGAGACGUUCAACGUAGUGAACUCACUGCGCAAGGUGUCAAUUAUGUACAUGUGCCACGAUCUAAACAACACCAACAUCUGGGACUCCCUGUUCGAAGAUCUGCCCAAGUGCCUGAAGCCCAACGAGAUGCCAGCGCAGGCGCUGGUAUACGUGGUCCGCUGUCUGUUCUACUCCGUGCUAUGGUCUCUGCACGAGCUCGAAGAGCGCGCCUCCGGGGCUGGAUCUGGCGGGGCCAGUGUGGAGUCUGGCGCGGCGGCGUUGAGGGAACGGUUACACGCGUACGCUAGCUUGUGCAAGGACAUUGUGGCGAGAGGCGUCGAGCCACAGCUUCGUGAAGAGGCGUACACAUCCCUCUGCGACCUGCUGAUCUUCUUCGCGGAGCAACUCGGCUCGCGCGGCUCUCCGGCGCUCCGCCCGCUAGUCCUGGAGCCCGAUCCAGAGCUCUGCGACCUUCUCAACGACUUCAUACAGGAGUUCGUGUUCGUGCAGCACAACUACGAUGGUCAAGACGAGAGACGGAUAGAAGAGUUGCACAAACGGCGCAACUUCCUGGCGGCGUAUUGCAAGCUCAUCGUGUAUAAUGUCACGCCGAUACGAAGAGCCGCUGACGUAUUCAAACACUACAUUAAGUGCUACAAUGACUACGGCGACAUAAUAAAAGCGACGCUGUCCAAAGCGCGCGAAAUCAACAAGCUCUCGUGUGCGCUAACCAUGCAGCUUGCUAUGCAAGCGCUCUACACCACCAUGCUGCAGCGACACGCGACACCACAUCGGCAGCUGCCGGAGCUAUUGGAGCUUAAGGAGUUAGCGAAGCGUUUCUCGGUGAUGUUCGGCCUCGACGCGGUGAAGAAUCGUGAAGCUUUAACAGCACUGCAUCGAGCUGGUGUGGCUUUCGCGGCGCUCGAGCCGCGUAAUCUGUUGUUCCUGGAGCCACUAGCUGAGCUGUCGAAUAAAUUACUACGACAGGACAAGCGGCAUGUGCUCAAGUUCCUGGACGCCAAGAUCUCGAGCGGCGCGGGCUGGGGCGAGGAGUGGGCGCCGCUGCAGACGUACCGCGGCUCGCUGCUCACCGACGCGCAGGACGAGCGCCCGCCGCCCGCGCGCCGCCACUACGCCAGGAAGAACAGAGGCCCAGACGCAGAGGACGACGGCGAUGAGAACAACGACUCGGAAGGCGAACAGGCCGGGUGAGCGCCACUACUAUUGUAGUUAGCAUCGAGACCCACAUCUACAGACAUUUACUAUUAAAUAUCAUAUGUUUAAGUAACGAUAAUGCUGCACAAUGCCUCUUAAGUUCUAGCGUACCGUAUAACCCCCUUAUUCAUAAACGUACUCUGAUGUUAUUAAGCCGAUAAAGUUCGUUUGCCCUUUUCUAUUACACCAAUACGUCCGAAAGGGACAAACGAACUUUAUCGGCUUGAUAACUUAUAGUACGUUUCUGAAUAAGAGGAUAAGUGUAUAACUUAGUAUAAAUGACAAGCUUGUGCUUUUCCGCCGACGACGCAAACGCGAAAUGGAUCUUUAUCACCUGUCAAAAAACUCUGACAAAGCUAAGUUGGCAUUGGCAACGAUUUUUCGGGCGCAUUGCGUCGGACACAUACAAUAGAAAAAGACGACGUGUGUGUGUUAGUCGUCAUGUGGGCACUGAGAACUAAGAAAUAAUUAAGAAAAAAGUGGCAUUCAUUCUUGCCUUGCCGGCGGAAAAACAACUACACAUGGUUUCUUAUCAAAAAGUACAAAUAUACGCUGGGACUUAAGAUGAUAUUAUGCUGAUAUCAAUCAUAUUAUGUAACGUUUAUCUAAAUAUAACACGUCAGAAUUAUACUAUGUAUGUAAUAUUGUACAACUUAUACAUAAUGAUUUUAAACGACACUGACAUCUGCCAAAAUGUAUCUGUAAAUAUAACAUAUUUAUUAUGUGUAUGUAUUAAAAGGGGCCUUAUAAAAUGAAACAUACGGGGGAAUCGAUGAACUAAGUUGUUAGUUUAGUUAGUGUAGAAUAGAGUAGUUAGCCGUAUAGUAUCCUGUUCAGAGGCAGUCUUGCGAAUUCAGAAGAGUACAAUUGGCUACAGAUUGAUCAGACAUAAUGAACUCCACAGACAUAUCUACAAAGCGAACACGGGUACGUGGGUUCAAAAGGUUUGGAGUAUUUUUAUAAGAUGUAAUUCAUCAAAGUAUUGCCAGUUAGUCUUUGAACGAUACCAUCUCUCGUGCGAAUUCGGACUUGGCGCUGUUUUCCGGACAUUGUCUAUAGUUUACAUUGUGUCAGUCACUACCAAGCGAUGCUUAAUCAGUCGGUCCAAACGUCCAUAGACUACCAAGAGUUCAAACAAUCAAACUAGAUUUCCUAUUGAAUAUCUCUGACACGGUCUUCUAUGAUUGAUGGAAUCAGGCGUUAUUUUGUGGAAAUUCAUGAUAAUAAAAACCUAGAAGAUUACUUUGCUUCGCGAAUAGAUAACGUGCUAGUCAAUCAGUGCAAAGCUGUUAUACUUGCGUGUUUUAUACACGCAAUUAAUGUUCCCAUCCUUCCACCGCGAAAAUAAAUACGCAAACUGACAAGGAAUCUGCACGAGUUAUCUACAGACCUUGAAAUUAUAAAUAACAAAUAUAAACAUUGACUGACAGUAUAUGAAUAGAAACCAAUUUUAGGCGCUAGCGCUGACGCCUGCACCUCAAUGUAAAUUUGAACGGCCAUAUGGCUUUGGAAAACCACAAUUGACAUCUUUCAUUAUUAUCGUCAAACGCCUGAAAUCAUAUUGCAAACAAGGUACGGCCUCUGAGCGGGCCCAUGACGGAACCUGUUGACUGUUUUUAUUAAAAAUUAUGUUAGCGUAAUUAAUAUAUUUUUAUAAUAAACGAGUUUUGAUAUAA
This is a messenger RNA of Leguminivora glycinivorella, 5334 nucleotides long. It is a transcript of the gene SA1, whose product is annotated as cohesin subunit SA-1. The transcript has 19 exons. Gene Ontology annotation, cellular component: cohesin complex; nucleus; chromatin. The coding region runs from base 203 to 3655 and encodes 1150 amino acids. Gene Ontology annotation, molecular function: chromatin binding. The record is from RefSeq and is a predicted model, not a curated record. Gene Ontology annotation, biological process: sister chromatid cohesion. Lineage: Eukaryota; Metazoa; Arthropoda; Insecta; Lepidoptera; Tortricidae.